AUGAGUCCACAAAUGCAUAUAACUUGUCUCUCUACAGUCUUGUUGGUUAUUUUGUCAUGUCAAAGUGUUCAUUCGGAGCUUCGAGUCGGGUUUUACAGCCUUUCAUGUCCUUUUGCUGAGUACAUUGUUAAAGAUGAGGUUAGGAAAGGGCUCAUCAAGGAUCCUGGAGUGGCUGCUGGUCUUGUGAGAUUGCAUUUUCAUGAUUGUUUUGUUAGAGGUUGUGAUGCGUCGGUGUUGAUCGAUUCCACUCCUUCAAACACAGCUGAAAAGGAUUCCCCUGCAAAUAACCCGAGUUUGAGAGGUUUUGAAGUCAUAGACAACGCGAAAGCAAGACUGGAAGCUGUAUGCAAAGGCGUUGUUUCGUGUGCUGAUAUAGUUGCUUUUGCAGCAAGGGAUAGCACGGAAUUUACUGGAGGGCUUAUAUAUGAUGUUCCCGCGGGAAGAAGAGAUGGCAGAAUUUCGUUAUCUUCCGAGACAUCGAACUUGCCUCCUCCAACAUUCAAUGUCGACCAACUCACACAACUAUUCGUGAAAAAAGGUUUGACACAAGAAGAAAUGGUCACGCUCUCUGGAGCGCACACAAUUGGCCGAUCCCAUUGCAGUUCUUUCAGUGACAGGUUGUACAACUUCAAUGGAAAAUCGAGUCAGGACCCAAGUUGGGAUCCCACAUAUGCAUCUCGGCUGAAGCAGCAAUGUCCACAAGGCAAUGCAAACACCGUGGUUCCGAUGAACCCCUCCAGCCCUGCCAUCAGCGACGUUGGCUACUAUGUUGACAUCCUAGCGAACCGAGGUUUGUUCACAUCGGACCAAACUUUUCUGUCAACCUCGGCAACAGCUAACCAGGUGAAUCAAUACGCCAAAUAUCCCAUCCUUUGGAUGAGUAAAUUUGCCGCUGCAAUGGUUAAGAUGGGUCAACUGGAUGUCCUCACUGGCAGUGCUGGUGAGAUCCGAGCGAAUUGCAGGGUCAUCAACAACUAA
Messenger RNA from Morus notabilis, 978 nucleotides. Its product is annotated as peroxidase 5. Gene Ontology annotation, biological process: hydrogen peroxide catabolic process; response to oxidative stress. Gene Ontology annotation, molecular function: peroxidase activity; heme binding. Bases 1 to 978 code for a protein of 325 amino acids. Lineage: Eukaryota; Viridiplantae; Streptophyta; Magnoliopsida; Rosales; Moraceae. The record is from RefSeq and is a predicted model, not a curated record. Gene Ontology annotation, cellular component: plant-type cell wall; plasmodesma. The transcript has 4 exons.